Messenger RNA from Mercurialis annua (annual mercury), 989 nucleotides. RefSeq lists its product as uncharacterized. The coding region runs from base 96 to 695 and encodes 199 amino acids. NCBI's taxonomy places the organism in Eukaryota, Viridiplantae, Streptophyta, Magnoliopsida, Malpighiales, Euphorbiaceae. The transcript has a single exon. The record is from RefSeq and is a predicted model, not a curated record.
UACUGCCAUAACUCUCACAUCUUGUAUUUUCCCACUCUGUUUCCCACUUCAACUCCCCACCACCCAUCUCCUCCCAACAGAUAAUCCCAAACCAAAUGGCCUCAUCGCCGCUCCUCUCACCCACCGCCGUCGCCUCCCCUCCCACCACCCCCUCCGCCGCCACCCCCCACCACUCUCUCUUCCUCUCCUCCAACCUCCCCUUCCACAUCUCCCACUCCAAAAACCCCAGACAAAUCACCAAACUCCACGUCUCCUCCCCAACCAACAAAUCCUCCCCCACCGCCACCGCCCCCACCUCCAACAAAGAAACCAUCUUCUUCGACGGUGGAGCACAUUACGGCGACCUGUUAGCCAAUCUAAUUCUGGGAUUCACUCUUCUUUGGCUACCAUUAACUCUAGCUGCAGUUUCAAGAGCUUUAUUUUUGAGGUACAGGUUCACUAACUUAAGAGUGACAGUUAUUUCAGGUUUUACAGGUGAAGACAGGAGUGAUUUUUCUUACAAAGUGAUUAAGGAUGUCCAGGUAGUGCCUCGUUUUAUAGGUGAAUGGGGUGAUAUUGUAAUUACAUUAAAAGAUGGUACUAAAGUUGAUCUUAGGAGUGUCCCCAUGUUUAGGGAGAUUGCUAAGUAUUGUUUGGCUAUGGCUAAAAAUGAAAUGCCUGGUGAUUUAAAGGACACUGGAGCUAAAGGAUUUUAAUUAACCAAGAGACCUAUACGAGAAUUAGUCUGAAUAUGGAAGGUUCAAAAGUGUCGUUUCACAGUUAAAAUUCGUUCGGAAUACCCCGUGGUCAAUACAAAAAAAAAGGAUUUAAGUAACAGAGGUAUCUAUGUCUUUUUUCUUUUUGGGAUAAAUUUUGUUGGUUAAUAUUACAUUACGUUUUUUUUUUUCAUAUUGUAAGAGUACUAUAUUAUGUGUAGAUAAUUGAAUUGUAUAGAUUUUUAUGAUUUUUCUUGAGAAUUGAUAUUGCAAAAUUGAGUGAUUUGGAAUUCA